AUGACUCGUUAUUUCUGCUGCGGAAACUACUUCCCAGGCUACCCUUGCUUUGGAACCAACUUCCACGGGACCUACAGAGCCACGCCCCUGAACUGCGUGGUGCCUUUGGGCACACCCCUCAACCACUGCUACAGCUCCCGCAACCACUGCUUCGGAGGCGGUAACUACCAGAACCUGGGCUGUUGCUAUGGUAGCAGCUAUUACAGGCCUUGGGGCUCCGGCUCUGGCUUCGGCUACAGCACCUACUGAUGGACCAGUGGCUCUGGCGACUACAGGACUCCCGAUCGAUUCUCUGCAAAGAACAAGCUGAAGAGCAAGCUGACUGUCUUCCUGCCUGCAGAUGCGCUCGGGGAGAGACUGACUUCUUACUGCGGUCUGGCUCUUCUGAUGCUGAACAAGUCACCCUGA
Sciurus carolinensis (gray squirrel) is the source of this 408-nucleotide messenger RNA. RefSeq names its product keratin-associated protein 7-1. The record is from RefSeq and is a predicted model, not a curated record. Lineage: Eukaryota; Metazoa; Chordata; Mammalia; Rodentia; Sciuridae. The coding region runs from base 1 to 249 and encodes 82 amino acids. The transcript has a single exon.